AUGGCUUUCUCUUCUUCUUGCUUUUCUCAUUCCAAGAUUGAUCACUUAGGGAAGAAUAAAGUUUGGAAUGGUGCCGAGCUUUGUAACAAACUCAUUGUGAGAAAUAGAAUCAACAACUUAAUCAAAGAUUGGAGUUUCAUAAGAGGAUCAAGAGUUCUUGUGAAACAAAAAGCUAUGAAAUUUUCAUCUUAUAGAAAAGCAAGUCCAGUAUAUGCUUCAUUGUUAUCUGGAUCACAACUUGCUAGCACUGCCUUUACAAUAGGAACAACAUCAGUACUUCCAUUUUACACUCUCAUGGUUCUAGCUCCAAAUUCUGACCUAACAAAAAAAUCUAUGCAAAGUAAUGUUCCAUAUGCAAUACUUGGAAUUUUAUAUGCAUAUUUACUGUAUCUUUCAUGGACUCCAGAGACAGUUCAACUGAUUUUUGCAAGUAAAUACUUGCUACCAGAGCUAAGUAGUAUAGGAAAAAUGUUCUCUAGUGAGAUGACUUUAGCCUCUGCUUGGAUUCACCUGCUUGUUAUUGAUCUCUUUGCUGCAAGGCAGGUAUUUGUAGAUGGACAAGAGAAUGGGAUUGAGACAAGGCAUUCAGUUUCUCUUUGCCUUUUCUUUUGCCCUAUUGGGAUUCUUUCUCAUGUCAUAACCAAGGCAAUGACUAAAACUAUCAAGGAAAACAAAUAG
Molecule: messenger RNA, 678 nt
Organism: Lathyrus sativus (Indian pea)
Lineage: Eukaryota; Viridiplantae; Streptophyta; Magnoliopsida; Fabales; Fabaceae
Source: the annotation of a GenBank genome assembly